Labrus bergylta (ballan wrasse) is the source of this 5286-nucleotide messenger RNA. The record is from RefSeq and is a predicted model, not a curated record. Lineage: Eukaryota; Metazoa; Chordata; Actinopteri; Labriformes; Labridae.
UUGAAAGCAAGUCAGUCUCAACGGCGAAUUUCUUCAUCAUCAAACAUAUCAACAACAAGGAAAUCCACAUCAAUACUGACCCAUUGUUUCUCAAAUGGGGGUCCGUGUACCCCAAGGGGUACUCUGAGGUACAACUACGAGGAGAUCUGGCGAAAAACCACUGUGGUGAGUUGAAUAUCUAUAGCAUAUCACCUGAUAGGACCCAACUUUGUGCAAACCGAAAUAUCACUUUAACCAGAUGCUUGUAGGUACAUAUGCAUCAAUGGUCCUGCUCCUUGGACUCCUAAUCAAACCUCUUCAUACUGUCUGUAAACUUUUUACAUCUGAUAUAAUCCUGUUUCCUCUCACCAUGUUGAUUUUGCAGACUAAAUUUAGUGGGGAUUCUUUUAAUUGAGUAUUGGUUUUAUAUUAUCUAUUAUAUACUGUACAUCUAACCUUACUGCUGAGCUGUGAAAGAUUAGCAUAACAAGAGCUGUACAUGCAUGGAAUGCACACAGAAUCCCAGGCAAAGGAACACCCAAUUGUUUGGCAGCAGGAGGAUGUCCAAAAAAAACUGGGAGAGUAGUUGUUGCCACAUGCCUCCCAAGCAGCCAGGGACGGACUGGGACUACAAGACAGCCCUGGACUUUUACUCGGCCGGCCCACAGCAAUCGAUACGCGGAAAGUUAUCAACGCCUGGCACAGGUGUCACAAUACUUGAAUCAUGACUCAUUACACUAUACCAUCCAAAUUACAGCAAUAGCACUGAUGUUGAUUAUAACAUCAUCUAUUCCAUGCAAUCUUAUGAUUACUUUAUUACUCAAUAAUCUUAAUUAAAUUAUGCAGUAAUUAACUUACUGCACAAAUAAUAAUGAAAAUACAUCACUACAAAUGUAACUUCUGUAUUCAAAGUCUUCAAAGUUUGUAAGUAUUAUCAGAAAACUGUAACGUUACCAAAACUUUAAAAAGUAAAAGCACAACAGUUUUUUUUAUAUAUACAGUAUGUAGCCUAUUUCUUAAUAUUACUGCACUGUAAAAACUGAGAUCGGGGUUAAUUAAUAUUCACCAAAUAAAUUCAAGUAAAAUAUACAUAAUAAAAAAAACUAUGGGCUGUUUCGACUAAUGGUUUGUUAAAUUAAACAAAUAUCAAGAAAUUGUUGGUAACAUUUUACAGCGAUUGAGUGCGUGUUUCUGUGUGUAAAACCAGCUUUGAAAAUUUAUGUGAAAUGUAAUUAUUUUGGAUCGGAACAUGACAAAUGCAAAAUAUUGAUUAAUUUUAAUUAAGGGGAGGUCUUUGGUUUUAGUCUCUAUAGACUUCCGCGCACUUAUUUUCUCUUCACGGAGUGACGUUCAUCGUCAGUGCCACACAUUGAGGACUCGGCUACUUUUUCCUCAGGUAAGACCUGCUUUUCUGAUUUUAGUCAACAGUUUGGUACCAAGCGCUUGUAGAAGUUGAAUAUUUUUUGGGCUGCUGCGAGUUACUAAAUAAUAGCCUACAACUUUAAUUCCCUGUUUAGUAACAAUAAGACUGUUUUUGUCCGAAGUUAGCCUGCCAUGACUUUGAAUUAACAUGAGAGACAAGGACUUCAAUAUGGGUCUCUAAAUGACGUUACGUUGUAUGACAAUGUUUCAGUGCAACAUUAUGAUCAUAACGUUAAUGUAAUAAAUCAGCUCCAAAAAUGUUUAUCUUUUACCGAACUGCAGCACGAGCAGCUAAACCGUAAGGAGCUAGCAAACAAGCUCCGUCAGUAUAUGUCACCAUGCUGAAACAGCCCUACACAACAAGGACUGUGGAAGUUAUCGCUGAAUUCUGUUCACAUUUUAAUGCACACAUAUUAGUCUCGAAAGGCUACUUUUAACUCUUUUCCCAAUAUGUAACCCCCCCUCCCCCCACCGCAGGCACACACACACACACACACACACCACAGACACGCACACACACACACACCGCUGACGUGCGUGCGCGCGCACACACACACCACAGACGCGCACGCACACACAGACACCUUAACGAGGGAACAUGUUACAACUUGAACCGCCUGCUUCAACGCUCAUGGCUGAACAAGGACAGUGUCUGUGGUGAGUUAGAAAAAUUAAGCCAACAACAUUUCGUCUCACCUGACAUUAAGUAAUAGUUUUUAUUUAAGAAGCGUAUAGUUUCAUACUUUUCAAAUUUGCGUGUUCCGGGAGUAAUAUAAAAAAAAUUAUCUUGUUGCACUGUUGUACAAGAUAUGUUUUCCCUCCUUUGCUUUAAUACAAAGGUCUACUGUUGUGUUUUAGACACUCUGGUUCUUAGGGUACACAACAUUGAGGGCUUUAUCUGGCCAAAAUGAUCACGAAAAAUCCACCGCUCGUCUAAUAUAUUUAUGAGUCCGUUUUUUACAUAAAUUUUUUUUUUACAAACAUGCUGUUUAUACGCAUCAAACAUGCGUAUAAACAGCAUGUUUGAUGGAGGUCUGUGUACAUUAUAGUUAUUAUAGAGUUUAGAAUAGCUUGACAAAUGGUAAAUAAAUGCUUUCAUAAGCAUAUACCAAAGGAAAAAAUACUGCUCAAAGCUUGCACUUUCACAGUGCAGGAGACAAAAUGGUGAUUCUCACCAUUGAACAGCACAACUUCUAGCUGCUUAAUGAACACUAAAAUGAGGAAACAAUAGAUUCAACUGCAAUUGCAGAAAAAAUACAUUUUACUUUUGAUUAAUUAUGAAUUAAACCCUUCAUUACAAACCUCAGAGUCGGAUUUACAGAAACCAUAAUUUAUUUUUAGUUCAUGUACUUUUUCUAAAUGUUUAAGCCAUUGUUUCUUUUAUUGACUUGUCCCUCAUGAGCCCAUUUAAUUUGGUAACUGAAUCCUCACUUGUCCUUUACUAUUUCAAUCUGUUUUAUAGUUUAUUUUAGUUAUUAUUGCAAAUACUUUUUAUGUUAAGAGCAAAAUAACCUUUUUUACUGUAGGUUAACUAACUAUCAAUUUAAUAUUUAUAGAUAUGUUUGGGCUUCUGUCUGUGAUGCUAUUGAACUUGUCUUUUCACAGUCUUGAGAGGAACACAGAGAUGGAGGCAAAACUCCGAAUAUUGAUUGAUGACCAAAUUGAGAAGUUGAUCCUUCCAUCAGGCAUCCCAUCCACUGUGGAGGAGCUGCAAACUGUUGUGAAGGAGGCUUUUAGUGUAUCUGACGAGUUCAGUCUUCAAUAUCUUGACCCAGAAUUCAAGGAUUUCUUUACUCUCAGAAGAACGGACCAAAUCAAACACAAGGACACAAUAAGGGUGGUCAACUCGUCUUCGGUCAUUCUCAACUUGUUUCCAGUUGAUGAAAGUUUAAGCAGUUCCUUUGGCCAGACGACUACUGACUGUGAUUCUGCAUCACUUGCAGAGUCAUUUACUGGAUCGUCUUCAUCACAGGACACUCUUAUCUUGCAGAGGCACAGUAACACAGAACGAUAUCAGCCAUGGCCAAAAAUGUUUCCCAUUCCCCAAUUUGCUUAUGAAACUGAAAUGUGCAUCACAAGAGCCAUGGAAGAAUUCAAGAAGAGCGGAACUCUCCUGACUAGCUCAAAAAUCAAGGCAGAUGUACUUGAGAAGCUAGCUGAAAAUAUAUAUACAUAUACUGCCUAUCCAUCCAGUGCUCAAAUAAGCGAUGUUGCUGAGGCUCUCGUCACAAAAUUUCCAUGUCUCAAGGAACCUGGCUCGUACUCUGGAUUCUACGGCUGGCAACAAAGCAUAAAAUACAAGAUGGCCAAUUAUCGCACCAAACUUCGUGGCUAUGGUGUUCCUGAGGUUUUAUGCAAUGCACUGAAACGCAAGAGCUCUGCUGACCAGAGGUCAGCUAAAAAUGUGAAAAAGCCUCGAAAGGCUGAGAUCAACUACCUCCCUCCUUACCCAGCAGGUGAGGAUGAAAACAGUCAAGAACAAGUGAGGAUUCAGUUGCUCAGUGAAGUCAUGAAGAGGGACAACAACAAGAUAAUUAAAGAAAAAAUGGCAAAGACAUUUGCCCACAGAAGAAAUGAAAUCAUCAACUGUUCACCAUGCAUUGAAGACAUCAAAGCCAGAUGGCCAGCUCUUUUUGAGCCAUCUCAUCUUCAGGAUGAGUUUCUUAAGAUCACGAUGGUCAGCCUUGAAUCCCAGUUCAUGUUCAAGCUUGAUGAAUACACUCCCAGACUGCUGAAAAUCUUCCACUCCAAGGGCGGAAGUAUGGGUUUGAAGUUACGGUCCAUCCUACUCAAGGUUCCCAGCAGUCCUACCAUCGAUGAGAGUAGAGAGGCUGUCAUUCAUUGUUUGUUGGCUUAUCUUGGGGAAUCUACUGAUCAGCUCUUGAAAGAGUAUGAUGAUGCUGAUGAAGACAGUGUGGCACGGGACCUGGCUGUACAAAGCAUGAAGAGGUACAGAAUCAAGACCAAUGUGUCAGAGGACCCUGAAGACAUUGGAAUUGUGGUUUACGGUGUCAAAGCUCUUACUGCUUUGAAGAACUUUCCCAGGGCCUGCUCCAUGCUUGUUGGGCUGACAUAUGCAGUGGAUCUUGCCUAUCCAAAGGAGCUUCGAUACACAUUUGAAGUUUUCCAAAAACUCCUUCUUGAACUGGAUAGUUCAAAGCUGUCCCCAAAAGUUACCAGCCUCAAGAAUAAACUGUUAGCUUGAAUAAAGGGACAAUUGAAGAAUGAGGUGGAUGUUAAAGUCACUGUCAGGUGUUAAUCAUAGACGUUCAAGUUCACAAAAUUGUACACAAAAUUUCAUACAGUACAAAGAUAAGAAUACAUACUUGCAGUUCAGAAAUAUUGUUCAAAUGCUAAGUACUUAAAAAAAAGCUAAGAAUAUUCUGUGCUUGUGAUGGACAGAGAUUAUUGUGCAGUGUUGUUAAAUGCUUAUAAGCUUUUGAAUCUUUGAGUAAUGACAGGUCUUUGUUAGUACACUGAUGGGAGCCUAGUAACUAUGUGAACAAGACCCUGUGUUAAGCAUUGUUUACCAAAAUGAUACACCAUAAGGCCAGUGGAUGUUCUUUGCCUGUAGUACACAUGGUUUACAGCCUUUUUUUGUAGCUCCUCCCAAUAUUUUAUAUUUGCAUAAUAUAGCACUAAAAAAGGUUUUAUAAGCUUGUUUAUAAUACAUGUUUUUACUGUUUGUACUGUCCUUUAAUGCACUGUGAUCUUUUGUAGUGGUAUUAAGUAAAGCUUACUACAAAAAAGCCAAAGUAUUGAGUAGAUUGUGCUUAGAAAAUGUAUGGCAACAAAGUGACAAUCAAAUGUAUUGAAUAGAUUUAAAGCACUGUGAUACUUAAUGAAGCAUAAAUUUAAUCAAUUAUUCUAGGUAGAAAUAAUUAG